This is a messenger RNA of Trypanosoma cruzi, 2413 nucleotides long. RefSeq lists its product as uncharacterized. Gene Ontology annotation, biological process: transcription elongation-coupled chromatin remodeling; transcription elongation by RNA polymerase II; positive regulation of transcription elongation by RNA polymerase II. NCBI's taxonomy places the organism in Eukaryota, Euglenozoa, Kinetoplastea, Trypanosomatida, Trypanosomatidae. Gene Ontology annotation, cellular component: transcription elongation factor complex. The transcript has a single exon. The annotation marks the transcript as partial. The record is from RefSeq and is a predicted model, not a curated record. Gene Ontology annotation, molecular function: histone binding; nucleosome binding.
AUGCACGCCAAAGAAUCAGGAGGGAAGAAGCAGCAGGGGGUAAUGGAGGAGACAGGGACGGGGAUUGCGUCGGAACUGCCGCCGCGCACCAUUGAGGAGGUGCUCGCGGGCGCCAUGUGGGUGGCGAGUCUAACCGACCCCACACUUUGCCUUGAGCGCCUCCACGAGACGUUUAAUGAAGUAAUCUUCAGCUGCGUGGACGAGGAAGCGGAGGAUGAGGAGGAGCGCGUCGGGCGGCUCAAGACGGCGGCAGACCGUCUACGGGAACAGAGAGCAAAGGAGGACCUUCGACGCGCACUGAUGGAGUUGCAGGACAACACAUACGUGGACGAGGCACAGGGAGAGGGGGAGGACGAAGGCGACGGCAUAGAUGAGGAUGAUAACGACGAAGAGUUUUCAGAUGAGUCCCAGCUCAUGAAUGACGAGGAGUUUCUGUUGUGGAUUCACCGCAAUGACAUUCAACGCCAAGAGGAUCGUGCGGAAGUGAUAGGUGUAGACGUGACUGCCGCAGAUUCCGCCGUCACCGGCGUUGAGCUCCAGCUGCACCGUGUCGGUCUUGGCGAGGAGGACAGACUUAUGGCGGAGGAUCCAUUGCCGGAGCGUCUAAAGGCCAUCGAGGUGCGGGAAAGGCGGCCAGCACUCGGGUCGCGAAUUCUGCCGCACGGCUAUUCCUACAAAAUACCGCUUGAAUAUGAGGCCUUUUGGAUUCUGCGGCAGUUGCGUGGUGCUGGCCAGCCGCUGGCACACAAUACGCGCAUCUGCGCCAUUGCAACCCGUCCGCCGGCAGAGGUGGCAGACGAACCGGUGGUGGUUUCUAUUGCCUACGCAGUACAAAAGAUGACUCAGGAAUACAUGGAACCUGCGCAUUUGAUGUUGUAUCAUCAGACUGCGUUACACCCACUUUUGUGCGCCUUGCUAGAGGCUUCACCGCUUACGGAGGCCGCGGAAAGUACACUGCCCGUUUCAUCUUACGCAUACAGUAUAAAGACAGGAAGGCGACAGCGUCCGUUCAUAUCCGACAGCUACGUCGGUUUCAACGCCUUGGCUGACCGUUCGAUUGGUGAGGGUGACCCUGCGUGGAAUCGCAUUGGCAGCAAUGAGGCCGACUUCGCCCAGCGCAAGCCAUGCUUUUUGGAACUGGGUCGCCUGUUGGUGCGCAUCCUUGAACUCGAUGUACUCUGUCACCGGCUAGAAAGUCAGCGGCAGCAAUUGCUGCUAAAGCUGAAGGAUCACCCGGAGUCGUGCGUGCAGGAGCAGCGGGUGGCGCUGGAGAGCCUUGUUUUUGAGAGCGGCAUUGAGGCAGAUCUUUGGCAAACGUUUUCUGGUCUCCUUACCGUAGACCAGGGGCGGGGUCCGACGCAAGUGAUAAAAGGUCUCGGUCUUGAGGACGCAUUUGAGGAGUACACUAUUACUGGACUGCAGUACCAAGAGAACCUGCUUGCUAAUGCGCCAGUUCACGUGUGUCAGUCGCCGCAAUCGAUGCCACUGAUGGAUUGGGCACGCCAAGUUGGUGCCACCGCUCGUUCCCCACGCUCCGCUGAGGCAGUAUUAUUUCUUUUUAACCAGGCCAUUGUUGAGCAGUUUUCAAAGCUGCCUAUCCUUCGAAAGCGUUUAUUUGACUUAUUUUGUGCGGAGGGGGACCUUAUUGUGACGUACAAGCUCUGUGAAAGGAGGGACGAUGUGUAUCCAUUGGCUACUUUUUUUGUAGAGCACCCGCGGCACUAUCUUGAUUUACUGGAGCGUGAGCGACAAGGCACAGUGGCACUCUACUAUGUUUUGAGUGAGGAACUAGUCUGCCGUGAGAUGAAUCUACGCCAAUUGUAUGAUCGCUCCCCUGCCGCGGACGAGUGGUUUUUAGAACGAGAGCGGGCAAUGGAGCUUUUGUUGGUGCGACUAAUAGAUGGUCUUAUUCCAAAGGUGAAGGCCGAGCUCAGCCAGUUUGCACAGCAGUUUGUGCAAACACAGGCUAUGGAGCGUCUUGGCCUUAUUUGUGCACAAGGCCCAUAUGAACCCACAAGACUUUGUCUUGAGGUCUACGAUGACGAUGCCCUCACGUGGGAACCGGAGUGGAAUGUGGUCGAAGCCCUCCCAUUGAAGCAAAUGCACGUCAAUGGUUGCAAAACGCUUAGACGCGUGUGUGCCGCCUACCGCGGUGAUAGCGGCAUAACACAUAUAAGCUUUAUCGAUGAGUCUGGUUCGUUUAUUGGUUCUACACGUUGGGAGAACCCCGCAUGGAGUUCUGAGACUGGCCGAGCAGCCGAUUUGAUGCAGCAGAAUCAACUUGAGAAACUCUGUGCAAGGUGCAGCCCUAGUGUAAUUGUCGUCGGGGCUUCCAACAUGGCGUCCCUCUCAUUAAUGCGCUCUUUGUUAAAAUUUCUGCGGGGGCGCGUGUACGCGGCGUUUCAUGUACACA